UCCGGCUCGCCGUGCUGUCUCCGCGUGUGGAUAACUGGUCUGGAGGCUGCCGCUGUCUGAAUUCCUGGGUUUGGCGGCAGACUGGCGGGAUGGCGGCGGAGGUGUUGCCGAGUGCGAGGUGGCUGUACUGUGGGGAGCCGGACGAGAGCCAGAGGGCUGUACUGGUCCAGUUCUCCAAUGGGAAGCUGCAGAAUCCAGGCAACAUGCGCUUUACCAUGUACAAGAGCAACGACUCCACAAACCCCAGGAAGAGGAGUCAGCGGAUCCUGGCAGCCGAAACAGACAGACUUUCGUAUGUGGGAAACAAUUUUGGGACUGGAGCCCUCAAAUGCAACACUCUGUGCAGGCACUUUGUGGGAAUUUUGAACAAGACCUCUGGCCAGAUAGAAGUCUAUGAUGCUGAGUUGUUCAACAUGCAGCCGUUGUUUUCAGAUGAAGCAGUCGAGAGUGAAUUGACACUAGAGAGUCAGACCAAAACUUUUAGAGAAAAGAUGGAUUCUUGCAUUGAAGCCUUUGGUACCACCAAACAGAAGCGGGCUCUGAACUCCAGGAGAAUGAACAGAGUGGGCAAUGAAUCUUUGAACCGUGCAGUAGCUAAAGCAGCAGAGAAUAUUAUUGAUACAAAGGGUGUGACUGCUCUGGUCAGUGAUGCCAUCCAUGAUGACUCGCAAGAUGACUCCCUCUACCUUCCUCACUGCCACGCUGAUGCCGCCAAGCCUGAAGACGUGUAUAAAUUUGAAGACCUUCUUUCUCCUGCCGAGUAUGAAGCUCUUCAGAGCCCCUCUGAAGCUUUCAGGAACGUCACGUCAGAGGACAUACUGAAGAUGAUUGAAGAGAACAGUCACUGCUCCUUUGUCAUAGAAGCUUUGAAGUCCUUGCCAUCAAAUGAGGAGAGCCGAGACCGCCAGGCCCGAUGCAUAUGGUUUCUGGACACCCUCAUCAAAUUUCGAGCACAGAAGGUGAUUAAGCGGAAAAGUGCCCUGGGCCCUGGAGUGCCACACGUCAUCAACACCAAGCUGCUGAAGCACUUCACCUGCUUGACCUACAACAACGGCAGUUUACGGAACUUAAUUUCGGAUUCUAUGAAGGCGAAGAUCACUGCGUAUGUGAUCCUACUUGCCUUACACAUAAAUGACUUCCAGAUUGACCUGACGAUGUUACAGAGGGACUUGAAGCUCAGUGAGAGAAGGAUGAUCGAGAUAGCGAAAGCCAUGAGGCUGAAGGUCUCCAAAAGAAGGGUGUCUGGGGCCGCCGGCGGGGAAGAGGAUCACAAACUGGGCACCCUGUCCAUCCCGCUGCCGCCAGCCCAGGCUCUGGACCGCCAAUCAAAACGGAGGAGAAUCACCUAGAGGCAUGCUUUCCAGACAGCAUUUUGGAUGCCACUGUUGCUAUUCAUUUCCAUUUUUAUUUUUAAAGAGGGAGGAAAAUAGCCUUGCUUUGGCACAAGUAUGAAGCCAGCAGCCAGCAUGUCAGUUGUGCUUGUCUUAAGCGGAAACAUAAAGUGAUGGCCAUA
Molecule: messenger RNA, 1513 nt
Organism: Equus quagga
Lineage: Eukaryota; Metazoa; Chordata; Mammalia; Perissodactyla; Equidae
Gene: POLR1E
Product: RNA polymerase I subunit E
Exons: 12
Coding region: 90-1349 (419 amino acids)
Biological process (GO): transcription elongation by RNA polymerase I; nucleolar large rRNA transcription by RNA polymerase I; RNA polymerase I preinitiation complex assembly
Cellular component (GO): RNA polymerase I complex
Molecular function (GO): DNA binding
Source: RefSeq, a predicted model, not a curated record